Cydia amplana is the source of this 464-nucleotide messenger RNA. RefSeq names its product waprin-like protein. The coding region runs from base 118 to 453 and encodes 111 amino acids. Gene Ontology annotation, molecular function: peptidase inhibitor activity. The record is from RefSeq and is a predicted model, not a curated record. Gene Ontology annotation, cellular component: extracellular region. The transcript is spliced from 4 exons. NCBI's taxonomy places the organism in Eukaryota, Metazoa, Arthropoda, Insecta, Lepidoptera, Tortricidae.
ACGAACUGUUUACAUCUCGUUCGUCUUGUUAUUUAAAGUACAUAGGCUCGUCGAACCAGUCUCAUACUUGUUGAGACUUCUAUACGUUGUGGACCUGUGGAAAACUUUACAAAUAAAAUGGGUUCUCUGACAAUAGCGUUGUCUGUUUUCGCGGUUCUGUUGGCCAUUGGCUACUCAGAAGCAAGUGGCAGCUGCCCCGUCCCGUCUAAAGUCUACAGCUGCAGCCCAAAGUGCAAGGAGAAUUACGAGUGCAGCAACGGCAAGCUGUGCUGCAGGAACGGUUGCAAUGAGAAGUCCUGCGCCGAGCCUGUUGGUGGCUCGCAGGGGGCUGGCGGGAACAAGUAUGGAGCGGGUUCCAACAGCGGCAUAUACUGCAACAACCAGAAGUGCAGUCCGCAGGAAGUCUGCAAGAUGGACCCGUCCACUAAGCGCAUGAGAUGCGUGCGUUCUUAAACAUACGAUUU